AUGGUGCUAAUUAGACCGUAUUUUUCUGAACAUUUUCAGGCUGUUGGCUUAACAACCGUCGUUCUGGCAAUUUGGAUGUUGACGGAUCCAACGUUUCUUGUGUCCCUAGCCCAAGAGCAACAAAACUUCAAUGCUGGGCUUUAUAUCCUGUUGACAUCUGGGGCAUUAAUGCUCAUUGUGGCUUUCUUGGGAUGCUGUGGAGCAUUUAGAGCAUCUCAGUGCAUGUUAAUCGGAUUCUUUAGUUGUCUACUAGUUGUAAUUGUGGCCCAAAUUGCCGCUGGAGCCUGGCUGUUCGCGAACAGCGACCGUUUAGAAGAGUUGGUCAGAUCUUCUGUCGUCAAUACUGUCAAGAACGAGUAUGGCGAAAUCGAGUACCGAACACAAACGGUCGACGCAUUUCAAUCUGGACUCGGAUGUUGUGGAGCUAUUGGACCUGCAGAUUGGGCUGGGAGUAAAUACGCUCGUAAAGAUUCUUCAGGUCCACUAAGUUUAUCUGUAACUCCUGACUCCAGUAAUAUUUAUCGAGUUCCUGAAUCCUGCUGCAAGGAUAGAACCAGCGUGGCUUGCAAUGUCGCUCGUGAUAUUAAGUUUGGCGACAUCGUUAAUCCUGUGAUUUACUCAGAGGGCUGCAUGGACAAACUGGUGGAUGCCCUGAAAAGUCAGAGUAAUAUCGUCCUCGGCGUAACUCUGGGUGUUGGUAUCUUAGAGCUUCUCGGAUUAAUUUUCUCGUUAAUCCUUUGUUGUGCAAUCGGCAGUUCGGACGGAUACAAAGCAUAAAUCACAAACUGGCUCAUACGUGCCAACUUCCUUUAAUUUAAGUUCAAUCAGAACCUCUACUGUACGGAGGCUGGGAAGUUUUACAAACUAAUGUAUAAAUUCAAUCUCGUGCCAAGAUUUGUCGAAUGUCACGAAUCGUACCAUUUACCGUUGAUAAGCUGGAAGAGGAUUAUUGCUUAUUCGGUACAUAUCCCUUACAUAAAUGACUAAAUUAUGUUCGGGUAUGGAACAAUCUACAUAAAAAGGAAAUGAGCUUAUAAAGUAUAUACUACAUUUA
Messenger RNA from Orussus abietinus, 1054 nucleotides. Its product is annotated as CD9 antigen. NCBI's taxonomy places the organism in Eukaryota, Metazoa, Arthropoda, Insecta, Hymenoptera, Orussidae. The coding region runs from base 1 to 777 and encodes 258 amino acids. The transcript has 3 exons. Gene Ontology annotation, cellular component: membrane. The record is from RefSeq and is a predicted model, not a curated record.